Arachis duranensis is the source of this 1093-nucleotide messenger RNA. RefSeq names its product leucine-rich repeat receptor-like serine/threonine/tyrosine-protein kinase SOBIR1. Bases 321 to 905 code for a protein of 194 amino acids. Gene Ontology annotation, molecular function: protein binding. The transcript is spliced from 2 exons. The record is from RefSeq and is a predicted model, not a curated record. Lineage: Eukaryota; Viridiplantae; Streptophyta; Magnoliopsida; Fabales; Fabaceae.
CUGGUGGAAAAUUCAGUCCAAAGAGGGACCCAUCAGCAAAAAAAUUCCACUCGCUUUUAGCACCUUAUAAUGUUUAUAAACAAACAACCAUUAAACAAACACAAAAAAUUCAAAAAACACCAUUCUCUUCUUCUUUUUCUUAUUCAAUAAUGGCUUUAUAAAAUCCUAUCUUCUUCUUUCUCUUGUUGUUCUUCUUCUCUUCAAUCAUCAAAGCCAAGCUUGAUCUCCACCCUUCGGACCUCAACGCCUUUAGAACUCUGCAAAGAGACCUUGGUCUCAACUCUCAAUGUACUUUUAGUCAACGGUCAAGGCUUCCAUGGAUGGUGUGUUCUGCUACACCGUCACAGCCACCUACGUUCUCCAAGAAUCUCAAUGGAACCCUCUCUUCCGCCAUUGGACACCUCACUGCGCUUAAAGAACUCUCUUUAUCUGAUAACAACCUCCUUGACCGCAUCCCAAACUCCAUAGUCAACCUCAAGAAGCUCGAAAUCCUCGACCUCCGUGGCAAUGGCUUCUCCGGCGAAGUCCCGCCUCACCUUUCUUCGCUUGCAAGGCUCCGACUCCUCGAUGUCUCCUCCAACAAGUUCCUCAAGUAUUUUUCGAACUUGGAAAAGCUAAACGUCGCCGACAACCUCUUUGUAGGUCGUGUCCCGGUUUCUAUUCGCUCGUUUCGGAACCUCAGACAUCAACUUCUCCGGCAAGUUUCCUCGAAGGCUCGACGCCGAUUGCCAAGAGUUACAAUGAAGUCGAAGACUUCCAGUCUGCUGUCCCAAGACACUUCAUCUUCGCUGAGGACGACGGAGAGAGUAACGGCGGCAGCAUCACCGCUCUUGCGCCAUCUCCGAGAUCAAACAAAAGGAGGAGGUGGAGGAGCUAUUUUCCUAGUUUUUGAUAUUGUUAGUUGAGAGUUGUAACUGUAACUGACUUUGUUUGAUCGGUGUGAUGUAGGGCGAACCUGAGGAGGGCGAAGCUGGAUCCAUCGGCGGAGCACGGUGUCAGGAAGUUCUCCGAUCUGACGCCGGAAGAGGCAUCACCUUGGGUUGAAGCUGUUAGUCCAGUCAAGAACCAGGGAGCUCAACACAAUAGAGUGGAG